CCCGAGUAGUGACGCCACAUCCUGUUUAGCCUUGUCGCUAAGCUAUCCAACAACAUGAUGGCUACUCUUUUGGUUGAAUAAGAUCAACUAAAAUUGGAAAUCAACAACCGAUCAUUUGGACAGCUUUAUAUAAUCUGCUCAUCGACAUCUACAUCUUGUAGCUGUACAAUUUGUUUCUGCCUCUUCAAACCACCAAAAUGCCUAUCCAGUGCAGCAAGUGUACCGAGCAGCGGGCGGUCCUGAAACGUCCAAAGACCGGUCAAUCGUUAUGUAAAGAGUGUUUCUUCAUUGUUUUUGAGGAAGAAAUCCACCACACGAUUGUGUCAGCACAGCUCUUUAAACCAGGAGAGACUGUGGCAAUAGGUGCUUCUGGUGGGAAGGAUUCCACGGUCCUUGCACAUGUUAUGAAAGUCCUGAACGAGCGUUACAAAUAUGGUCUCAACCUCAUGCUGCUAUCUGUGGACGAGGGCAUCACCGGUUACCGGGACGACUCCCUGGAGACUGUGAAGAGGAACCAGGAGCAGUAUGACCUGCCGCUGAAGAUUGUUUCUUAUGAGGAGCUGUACGGCUGGACCAUGGAUGCUAUCGUGAAACAAGUCGGAAUGAAAAACAAUUGCACCUUUUGUGGAGUAUUCAGACGACAGGCCUUGGAUAGAGGAGCCAAACUGCUGAACGUAGAUAAGAUAUGUACAGGCCACAAUGCAGACGACCUGGCGGAGACGGUGCUGAUGAACGUCCUGCGGGGGGACAUUGCCCGCCUGCGCCGAUGCACCUCCAUCUCCACCAGCAGCGGCGGUGAGGGCGUGCUGCCCCGCUGCAAGCCCCUCAAGUAUGCCUACGAGAAGGAGAUCGUGCUGUACGCCUACUUCAAGAAGCUCGACUACUUCUCCACCGAGUGCAUCUACUCCCCCAACGCCUACCGCGGCCACGCCCGGGCCUUCCUCAAGGACCUGGAGAGCGUGCGGCCCAGCGCCAUCAUGGCCGUGCUCCACUCCGGGGAGAAUCUGUCCAUCAAGGAGAGCGUGAAGAUGCCGGUCCAGGGGACGUGCGGCCGCUGCGGCUACAUCUCCAGCCAGGCCCUCUGCAAGGCCUGCGUGCUGCUGGAGGGCCUCAACCGGGGCCUGCCCAGGCUGGGCAUCGGAAAGCACCACCGCCUGCACCAGAAGCUCCUCUCCCAGCAGCCCCUCAGCAACGCAGAGGAGAGGAAGCUGAAGGCAGUGGACUUCUGAGUGAGGCGGGUCCAGGUGUUUUUUACAAUGACAGUGAAGGGAUCGUGAGUGGGAGGAAAUUAAGGAUGACUCGACCACACCAUCAUCAUCACCAUCAUCAUCAUUUUUUACGUAAAAACGUUUCUGAUCAAUUGGUUUUUAUCAGCUGGUUCUUUUCAGGGGAAAUCUGACUCCACAAGAUCACAUACAGAGUUUUGCCUCAAUCCAUGUUUCUUUAUCGUGCUAUCUAUUACCUAAGAGAACAGGCUUAUUUUAAAAUAUGGAAUGUACAGCUUUCUUUGUCAUGUUUUAGGUUUAUAUUUAUUAUUCUUAAAUCGUGUUUGUUAUAUGUUCUAGUAAACACAAUAUCUAUGUAUAGUGGCUAUUUGUUAAAAAAAAUGAUUAAAAAAGAUUUAUAUAUCUAACAGAUA
Messenger RNA from Gadus macrocephalus (Pacific cod), 1639 nucleotides. It is a transcript of the gene ctu1, whose product is annotated as cytosolic thiouridylase subunit 1 homolog (S. pombe). The record is from RefSeq and is a predicted model, not a curated record. NCBI's taxonomy places the organism in Eukaryota, Metazoa, Chordata, Actinopteri, Gadiformes, Gadidae. Gene Ontology annotation, cellular component: cytosolic tRNA wobble base thiouridylase complex; mitochondrion. Gene Ontology annotation, molecular function: tRNA binding. Gene Ontology annotation, biological process: tRNA wobble position uridine thiolation. The transcript is spliced from 3 exons. The coding region runs from base 198 to 1229 and encodes 343 amino acids.